GGAACGGAAGCAAAGAAAAUCAAAAGGGGAAAAAAGGGAACAAACGAACCGCGCGACGGGAGGGGGGAGGGAACCAGCGUCUCGGCGGCUCCGCGGCGACCGCCUCAAGAUCUCGUGCACGAUCCGGCUCACCCGGCGGCCGGCUAGCUAAGCCCUUGGAGCUUCGAUUCAGAUCCGGGCGGGGGCGCCCCAUGGUGGUCAUGGUGCCGUUGAACCGCGGGAUCUAGGUUUUUCGCGCGCCGCGGAGUGGGAGCGAUGGGACGCCGGAAGAUGUCAGCGGCGGCGGCGCCGUCUCGGAGCUGGUCCAACGUGGGAGGAAGCGUCAUCCCCGAACUUCGAGCGAAACACAAAAUGGAGUUGGAAAACUUGACGCUGACAAAACAGCCACUCAGAACAUCACAUUUUUUUCUGUUGGCCUUGUUACAAUACUUGAAAAGAUUAGCAACAUAUAUCCUGAGUAAGAGUGGUUUGUUUGUUCUCCUACUUGUUCUGGUGGUAACUCCUGGAAUCUUACUUGUUGUUUCAGAUGGCCUGCAUAAGAAGGAGUUCAUUAACUAUGCUAAAUUUGUGUUAUGGUGGGUUUCAUUAGGUGUGGCUUCAUCAAUUGGACUAGGUUCUGGUUUGCAUACAUUUGUGCUGUAUCUGGGCCCUCAUAUUGCUCUGUUCACUAUUAAAGCUGUUCAAUGUGGCCGAAUUGAUUUGAAAAUGGCUCCAUAUGACACCAUACAGCUAAAAGUUGGGCCAUCAUGGCUUGACAAGAAAUGUUCAGAAUUUGGACCACCUGUGUACCCAGCUUCAGCUCAUUCAGUUAGGAUCCCAGUCUUCGACUUGCUACCUCAGAUACAGCUGGAAGCAGUUCUUUGGGGCAUUGGGACUGCACUUGGCGAGCUUCCCCCUUAUUUCAUAUCACGUGCAGCUCGCCUAUCAGGAAGUAAGUCAAAAGCAGUCAAGGAGCUUGAUGCUGCUACUUCCAAAGAAGAUGGCCGAGUAGCAUCCACUGUUAAUCGAACCAAGCGUUGGCUUCUUUCUCACUCUCAACAUCUGAACUUCUUCUCUAUCUUGAUACUUGCUUCGGUUCCGAACCCACUCUUUGACCUUGCUGGUAUUAUGUGUGGGCAAUUUGGUGUGCCCUUCUGGGAGUUCUUUUUUGCAACUUUGAUUGGGAAGGCUAUCAUCAAGACUCAUAUUCAGACUCUAUUUAUUGUGUCCUUGUGCAACAAUCAGCUCUUGUAUCUUAUCGAGAAGGAAUUAAUCUGGAUAUUUGGUCACAUUCCUGGGUUUUCUGCUACCCUGCCAUCUGUGAUUGCCAAACUCCAUGCUGCAAAGGACAAGUAUCUAUCGCCACCAGCAGCAGUCUCAUCAUCCUCACAAAUGGAGGACAAACAGUGGAAUCUCUCUUUUACAUUUGUCUGGAACUCUAUAGUGUGGCUUGUGCUUCUGAACUUCUUCGUUAAGAUAAUCACAUCAACAGCACAGGAUUAUCUCAAAAAACAGCAGGACAUGGAGAUGGAACUUGUUUCCGAUUCCCCGAUACCAGACCAUUCUAGGACUAACUAGUGGUGCAACUGGUGGUGUUUAUUCAGCUGCUAGCUCUGUUGCCUUGACUCCUGGCUAAGCCCUUGCAGAUGAUGCCAAGUUCCAACACUCAAUUGGUAGUAGUUAUUCAUCUGUACAGUGAACAGAGACAAGGGCUUGGUUAACUUGCCAGGUGAUGGCUGCGACCUUUUGUCAUCGAGCCUGUACUGGCUUCUCCCGGAGGAGAAUCGUCCUGUUAUUUUUCGGACAUCAACACGGAUAAAUAGUAGUAGGAAUUGUUUAUGAAGCAUGAUUGCUUUGCCGAGAUGUAUCGCUGGAACCUGUUUCUAUUUAUUUUGGAAAUGCAAUAGAAACUUUGGAGGAUUCAACGAUGAUAUUUUCCAUUAAGCUUA
Panicum hallii is the source of this 1928-nucleotide messenger RNA. Its product is annotated as vacuole membrane protein KMS1. The transcript has 8 exons. The coding region runs from base 256 to 1557 and encodes 433 amino acids. Lineage: Eukaryota; Viridiplantae; Streptophyta; Magnoliopsida; Poales; Poaceae. The record is from RefSeq and is a predicted model, not a curated record.